AUGCUGCAAUUGCCGCAGCCGGGCUCGUUCUCCUCGUUUCCGUCGGCGUUCGCCGCUUUUGCGUCGCAAUUGCAAUCACCGCACUUUCAGUCACUCUUACAAUCACAAGUGGCUGCGUUACAAUCGCAACAUAUUGCGGCGCUUCAGACGGCUGCCGGUACGACGUCGUCUGAGUCGAAACCGAGGGUGAACUCUGACUACGUGAUGCCUCGGAAACGGGUUGGUGGUUCGACGAUGAAAACCGCCAAGGUGUGGCGAUUCUUCGACGAACUGCCGACACCCGAGCAAGCGGCCGAAUGUCGACUAUGUCGGAAAAAGAUCAAAGCCACCAAUAGCAGUUUCUUGCCAAAUGUCGGCGCUGUUGGCAUUCCCGUUUCUUCGUCAUCGUACUUGCAAGAACCCUGCUUGGCGCAGCCGGCCACUGCAUGGCUAGCUGCUUGUGGACUGCGGGCGACUACCGUGUCCAGUGUUGCUAACGGGUUUCAAGCUAUCUUCGAUGUCGACGACGCCAUCGACGUCCAUAUGUUGCGUAAUGUAAAGGCGCGGUUAGUUCUCUCGUGGGUCUGUUGCGAGUUCAGUUGCAUACACGCGCACCCGUGCGACCAUUUCGUCCAAUCUGGAAGUGAAGAAGAAGAAGAAGCAGCAGCAGCAGCAGCAGUUUCUAUGGCCGCCGCUGACGAUGGCCGGCUCUCAGACUAUCCUAAAUGGUCUCGAACGACCGGUUCGACCGCCACAACCACCAACAUCACAUCUCGUUGA
Molecule: messenger RNA, 759 nt
Organism: Haemonchus placei
Lineage: Eukaryota; Metazoa; Nematoda; Chromadorea; Rhabditida; Trichostrongylidae
Source: the annotation of a GenBank genome assembly